Molecule: messenger RNA, 3792 nt
Organism: Gallus gallus (chicken)
Lineage: Eukaryota; Metazoa; Chordata; Aves; Galliformes; Phasianidae
Gene: SKIV2L
Product: Ski2 like RNA helicase
Exons: 29
Coding region: 42-3761 (1239 amino acids)
Biological process (GO): nuclear-transcribed mRNA catabolic process, 3'-5' exonucleolytic nonsense-mediated decay
Cellular component (GO): Ski complex
Molecular function (GO): RNA helicase activity; ATP binding; nucleic acid binding
Source: RefSeq, a predicted model, not a curated record
GGGGGAACGCUUCCGGGUCAGCGCCCGGCGGAGCAGUGAGGAUGGAGCUGGAGAGGAUCGUGCUGCCCCCCCCCGGGCCCCUGCACCUCCCCCUGGCACUGUUGGAAUUGGGCUGCGCCGGGCGCUGCGAACUGCUGCCGGGUCCCGCCCCCCCCCGCAGCACGCUUCCCCAGGGCCUCCCGCCCUUCACUCCUCCCCUGACAGCGGAGUUGGAGCAGUGCUUCCUGGGGACCCCUGCCUGGCUGCCCCCCCACCAGCAUGAGCGAGCUCAGAGGUGCUGGACGCGGGUGCCCACCCCCCGGGCACUGUUUGUGUUGGAGCCAACCCCGGUGCACAGCAGUGUGCGGGCGCUGCGGGACCCCGGCACGGGAGCACUGCAGGGCUUUGUCGAGGAGCUGCAUGAGGACUCAGGGCUCGCAUCUUCCCCAGACGUCAGCAGCAUCCCCCAAUGGGAAGGUGGUUUGGAGGAACCUCCCCUGGAGUUGCUCCACACCCAGGGGCCAAAUGAAGAGGAUUUGGACCUUGAAAAUGAUUUGCUGACCACCCCCCCCGGGCUGAAACGUGGUGUUGAGUUCCAGCCCAGAGCCCCCGGAGCCCGGGGGGGGGCACCAUCACUCUGUAGCGUUUUGGGGGCAUUGGAUUCCUUGGAGUUGGGGGGGGCAGAAGAAGAGCAGAAAAAAGAGGGGGAGGGUGCUGGGGGGGGUACCCCCUCUCAGCCCCCCCCUGACAAAGGAGGGGCGCCUUCCCCCACACCCCCCCUGCGCCGUGCAGACAGCCUGGAGGAGCUGGUGAUGGGGGAGGUGCUGGUGCCCCCCACCACAGCCACCCCUUCUGUGCCCCCCCAAAGUGAGGAGGAGGAGUGGGCGGUGGAGGAGGACUGCAGCGUCCCCGUGGAGGACUUUGAGGAGAAGAUCCCAGAUCCAGCAUUCAAGUGGCCGUUCCGCCCCGAUGCGUUCCAGCAGCGCGCGGCGCUGUGCCUGGAGCGGGGGCAGUCACUGCUGGUGGCUGCGCACACCUCUGCCGGCAAAACCGCCGUGGCUGAAUACGCCAUCGCGUUGGCACGGCGACACAUGACACGGGCCAUCUACACGUCACCCAUCAAAGCGCUCUCCAAUCAGAAGUUCCGUGACUUCAGGGCCACCUUUGGGGAUGUGGGGCUGCUGACGGGGGAUGUGCAGCUGCGCACCGACGCCUCCUGCCUCAUCAUGACCACCGAGAUCCUGCGCUCGAUGCUGUACAACGGCUCCGAGGUGCUUCGUGAGUUGGAGUGGGUCAUCUUCGACGAGGUGCACUACAUCAACGAUGCCGAGCGCGGCGUGGUGUGGGAGGAGACGCUGAUCCUGCUGCCUGAGCACGUGGGGCUGGUGCUGCUCAGUGCCACCAUCCCCAAUGCCCUCGAGUUCGCCCAGUGGGUCGGCCGCACAAAGCGGCGCUGCCUGCGGGUGCUGAGCACACGGCAGCGCCCGGUGCCCCUCGAGCACUUUCUCUACACUGGGGGCGGCGGUCCGCCCUCACCCCGUGACCUCUUCCUGCUGCUGGAUGCACGGGGUGGCUUCAACACCCAGGGGUACUAUGCAGCGGUGGAGGCACAGAAGCAGCGGGCGAGCAAACACACACAGAGCUUUGGGGCCAAACAGCCCCACGGGGGGGGCAGCGGCCCCGGGCAGGACCGUGCCAUGUGGCACUCGCUGGUGGCACUGCUGCAGGCGCAGGGGCAGCUCCCGGCCGUGGCCUUCACCUUCUCCCGCGGGCGCUGCGAUGCCCACGCGGCCGCCCUGGGCCGCACCGACCUCAGCUCAGCCGCCGAGAAGGGCCGCGUGCGGGGCUUCGUGCGGCGCUGCCUGGCCCGGCUCCGGGGGGGGGACCGCCGCCUGCCCCAGGUGCUGCAGAUGUCGGAGCUCCUGGAGCGCGGCAUCGGGGUGCACCACAGCGGGGUGCUGCCACUGCUCAAGGAGGUGGUGGAGAUGCUCUUCAGCCAGGGGCUGGUCAAGCUGCUCUUUGCCACCGAGACCUUCGCCAUGGGGGUGAACAUGCCGGCGCGCACCGUCAUCUUCGACUCCAUCCGCAAACACGACGGCAACAACUUCCGCGACCUGCUGCCAGGUGAGUACGUGCAGAUGUCGGGGCGCGCCGGGCGCCGCGGGUUGGACCGCACCGGGACUGUCAUCAUCCUGUGCCGGGGGACGGUGCCCGACAUGGCCGACCUGCACCGCGUCAUGCUGGGCCGCCCGUCGGGGCUGCAGUCGCAGUUCCGCCUGACGUACGGAACCAUCCUCAGCCUGCAGCGCGCGGCCGCGCUCACCGUGGAGGGGUUGAUGCGCAACAGCUUCGGAGAGUUCCCCCUGCGGCGCCGCGCUGCGGCACAGCAGCGGCGCGUGGCUGAGCUGCAGCAGGAGCUGAAAGCGCUGGGAGAGCCCCCGCAGGAGGGGACGCUGGAUGACCUCCCCCAGUACUACGAGGCCGUGCAGGGGCUGCUGGAGGCGCGGGCAGAGCUGCAGCGUCGCGUGGCGCAGUCGGUGGCAGGGCUGAAGGCGUUGGCCCCCGGGCGGGUGGUGGUGGUCUGCACCCCUCAGCACCACAAUGCGCUGGGGCUCAUCCUGCAGGUGACUGCUGAAAGCGGGGGGGGGCGCACCAUCACAACAAUGGUGCUGAGUGAGAAACCCACAGAGGAAGGGGGGCCGCCUCCUUCGCCCCCCCCGGACGCCCCCUACCCUGAGGACAUUCUGCUGAGCCGGCUCUUCCUGCCUGAGGGCCCCCCUGGAGCGGCGCUGGAGCAGCUGCACCCCGAGGACCUGGGGGGCAUUGUGGGGCGCACACUGCGGGCAAACCCCCCCCGGCUGCUGGAGGAGCUGCGGCGGAGGCAGACGGCACGGGGAAGGAAGGACCCCCCCAGCCCCGAGCUGCUCUCAGCCCUGCAGGAGCUGCUGCGCAUGGCGGGGGGGGCCCCGGGGGGGCUGCCCCUGCUGGACCCAGUGGGGGCACUGCAGCUGCGGGACCCCCCUGCCGUGGAGGCGGCCGCCCGCGCCCGGAGCCUGGGGGCAGCCCUGGGGGGGUUUCGCUGUGUGCACGGCCCCCGCUUUCCUCAGCUGUACUCGCAGUUCGCUGCCCGGCGCCGCCUGCAGGCACAGGUGGAGCAGCUCCAGUACGAACUGUCGGACCGCUCCCUGCUGCUGCUGCCCGAGUACCGCCAGCGCCUCGGCGUGCUGCGGGCUCUGGGCUACGUGGCCGACGGGGGUGCGGUGCAGCUCCCCGGGCGUGUGGCGGCACUGCUGAGCUGCCACGAGCUGCUGCUGACGGAGCUGCUGCUGGGCAACGUGCUGAGCCCGCUGCGCCCCGAGGAGGUGGCCGCGCUGCUGUCCUGCACAGUGCACCCAGGCCGGGGCGAGCCGCCCCCCAAACUGCCUCCCAACCUGCAGCGGGGCAUGGAGCAGAUCCGCGCCGUGGCGGAGCGCGUGGGGCGGCUGCAGGAGGAGUGGGGGCUGCCGCAGAGCGCCGAGGACUACGUGGGGCAGUUCGGCUUCGGGCUGGCAGAGGUCGUGUACGAGUGGGCACGCGGCAUGCCCUUCGCCGCUCUGGCAGCCCUGGCGCCGCUGCAGGAGGGCGCGGUGGUUCGCUGCAUCCAACGCCUGGAGGAGCUGUGCCGGGAGCUGCGCCGCGCCGCGCGGAUGUUGGGCGACCCGGGGCUGGCGGCCACCAUGGAGGCGGCGAGCGGCUGCAUCAAACGGGACAUCGUCUUCGCCGCGAGUCUCUACAUCCAAUAAAGGCCGCGGGAUCCGCCGCGGGGCAGCGCUG